Molecule: messenger RNA, 1356 nt
Organism: Monascus purpureus
Lineage: Eukaryota; Fungi; Ascomycota; Eurotiomycetes; Eurotiales; Aspergillaceae
Source: the annotation of a GenBank genome assembly
AUGAGCAAGACUAUCACACAGAAAUCCUCCUCGGUACCUACUCCACUAUACAUUCUCCGCGGCCAUGUCUCUCCCAUCCACGCCCUGCAUUUCUUCAACAGCAACCUCCGUCUUGUAUCCGCCGAUGCGGACGGCUGGAUUAUCGUGUGGGACAUGGUAAGUAAACGAGCAGUGGCUGUUUGGAAGGCUCAUGAUGGAGGGGUGCUGGAGGUUAAGGGCUUUCAUGUUUCAUAUCCUGGAAGUGGGAGCAUGACGGAGGUCUAUACACAUGGGAGAGACCAUAAAUUACGGCUAUGGAGGUUCAGUGCCCGGGACGAAGAAAUCCUGGACAAAACUCUCCCCGUGGACCAAACUGAACGUCCUCAGUCUGAGGCAGGAACCAGGAGUCAGCCAUGGUUGCUGCAUUCUUUGGCUGUGAAUGCGUUGAACUUCUGUCCCUUUUCUAUUGUGUUUCUUAAUAGCAACAAGACGCAAGCAGAGACAGAGGAAGAGGCAGAAGCACCACGACCGGUUCUGAUAGCCGUCCCCAAUGCCCUCAAUUCGGGCGCAGUCGACAUCUUCCACCUCCCCCAUGAGAAGCGCGUCUGCACAAUCCCCGCAGCUCGCGAGGAAAUUGGAAUGGUCAUGGCAGUCAGCAUCUUUUUCAAUCCCAACUCCUCCGGGGCGUUAUAUGUGUGCUCCGCCUACGAAGACGGACACGUCAUGGUCUUCGCUUGUCGGAACCCGAGUCCUAAUUCCACGGGCUUUCAGGAAUUAGAGGAACUGAUCAAUGGUAAAAACAAUAACACACCCUGGCAAUGGGAAAGGCUGUAUUCGAACCGUCCUCAUUCUCAGCCCAUUUUGGGCAUCGACGUCUCCCCAUCGAAGGAAUACUUUCUCUCUUCUUCUGCAGAUGCCGUUUUGGGGAUGCAUCCGAUUCCUUCUUUACCUUUACCUGCCCUCUCUACUGGAUCUUUGAUUCAUGGAGUCACAGUCACUGGUGAGAGUGGUAGUAUCUCCGUGGAACAAUCUCCCUUGAAAAUAGUCAACACCAAGCAUGCCGGUCAGCAGGGUGUUAGGAUACGAUCGGACGGGAGAAUCUUUGCGACCGCAGGUUGGGAUUACAGAGUGAGGGUCUACUCAUGUAAGACGAUGAAAGAGUUGGCCGUGUUGAAGUGGCACAAGGAUGGGUGCUUUACUGUUUCCUUUGCCGAGAUUUUUGGCUCUGGUGAUGGCGAGACAGCAAGCAGUGAUAUCUCACGACAGGAACAUUCUCUCGCUGCGCUUCAACGGCAGAGAUAUCACAAGGUACAGAGUACCCACUGGUUAGCGGCUGGUUCGAAGGAUGGGAAGAUUUCAUUAUGGGAUAUCUACUAG